Messenger RNA from Phalacrocorax carbo (great cormorant), 585 nucleotides. The record is from RefSeq and is a predicted model, not a curated record. NCBI's taxonomy places the organism in Eukaryota, Metazoa, Chordata, Aves, Suliformes, Phalacrocoracidae.
AUAAAAGCGCUGCCCUCGCUCAGUGCUGGCAUCCGCCGCUCCUGCCUCGCUCUGCUCAGGAAAAGGGCUCAGCUCUCUCCAACAAAGAUGUCUUGCUACGACCUGUGCCCACCAAAAACCAGUGUCGCCGCCCCGCAGCAGGUCGCCGUCCCGCAGCCCAUCGCCGAGAGCUGCAACGAGCUGUGCGCCCGCCAGUGCCCUGACUCCACGGCCUUCAUCCAGCCGCCCCCCGUCGUCGUCACCUUUCCCGGCCCCAUCCUCAGCUCCUUCCCCCAGCAAGCCGUGGUGGGCUCCUCCGGAGCACCCGCCUUUGGGGGCUCCCUGGGGCUGGGGGGCCUCUACGGUGCCGGGGCCACGCAGGGCUCGGGGGGCCUCUGCACCUUUGGCAGACCCUACGCUUCUCCCGCCUGCAGCCCUUGUGUCUUGCCCCGCUACACCAGGAAGCUGUGGGACACCUGUGGGCCCUGCUAGACCCUGACCCAAAGCCCCUGGCACAGCCCUUGGGACACUCAGACUCACUCCUCACCCCUUUCUCCCCUCCUUACCCUCUCUCCAUGACCCUCCUCCUCCUCCUUACUCCCGACC